Molecule: messenger RNA, 1167 nt
Organism: Macroventuria anomochaeta
Lineage: Eukaryota; Fungi; Ascomycota; Dothideomycetes; Pleosporales; Didymellaceae
Exons: 3
Coding region: 1-1167 (388 amino acids)
Molecular function (GO): zinc ion binding; glutaminyl-peptide cyclotransferase activity
Source: RefSeq, a predicted model, not a curated record
AUGUUGUUCGCUUUUGUGCUGCUGUCGCUCGUUUCGUUCCUCCCCCUCGGUCUUGCCUACCAUGAUCUCAGCGACGAUACCCUUAGGAGUCUACCCGGCCCGGGCGACGACUUUAAUAUCAAGACGGGAGCGCUGCUAGCACCGAUCUUGCGACCCCGAGUAUCUGGUACCGAAGGCAAUGCGGCCGUGCGACAACACUUCAUCGACUUCUUCAAGACGAAUCUUCCAGAAUGGCGCAUCGAGCUGCACAACUCGACUUUCACUACACCAGUGAGCAAAGGGAAGGAGGUACCUUUUGUCAACCUCAUUGUGACACGCGACCCGCCUGGGACCAGCGAGGGCGAUGUCUCGCGCCUGGCAUUGGUAGCCCACUACGACAGCAAGCUCACGCCGAAGGGCUUCAUUGGCGCAACGGACAGUGCAGCGCCAUGCGCCAUGCUACUGCAUGCUGCGCGCACACUUGACGCAGCACUAACGAAGAAAUGGGCGACUGAAGCGGGCGAUGAUCUAGACGUGGAGCACAAGGGUGUGCAGAUACUGUUGCUUGACGGCGAAGAGGCCUUCCAUAGCUGGACUGACACAGACAGUCUGUAUGGCGCACGUGCUCUAGCCGAAGACUGGGAAGCCUCCUUCCACACCGCCGCUUCGACGUACCGCACGCCCCUCGACUCGAUGGAGCUCUUCCUUCUGCUCGAUCUGCUAGGCUCCGCCGGUCCCCACGUGCCAUCAUACUUCAAGACCACCCACUGGGCAUACAAGCACAUGGCGAGUGUCGAGGAUCGUUUGCGCAAGUUGAAGCUCAUGAGGUCCUCGCCCAACCACCCUGAGCGCAUGGCGAGGCGCGAGAACAAGAAGCCACGCGCCGAGCCCCAUUUCUUGUAUGAAGAGAACAAGGCCGAGAACUCCUUCAUUGGCGGCUUCGUGCAGGAUGAUCAUGUUCCCUUCAUGGCUAGGGGCGUGGAGAUCCUACACAUCAUUCCAUCGCCGUUCCCACGAGUGUGGCAUGAGAUCGCGGACGACGGAGAGCAUUUGGAUAUGGACACAGUAGAGGAUUGGGCGAAGAUAGUCACUGCAUUCGCAGCAGAGUGGAUGGAGUUGGAAGGCUUCUUUGACGUCAAAGCAGAGAAGCGGCGGUUAGCAGAGAAAUCGGAAUUUGAGAUACUCUAA